Messenger RNA from Aspergillus nomiae NRRL 13137, 1578 nucleotides. Its product is annotated as Zn(II)2Cys6 transcription factor. The transcript has 4 exons. NCBI's taxonomy places the organism in Eukaryota, Fungi, Ascomycota, Eurotiomycetes, Eurotiales, Aspergillaceae. The record is from RefSeq and is a predicted model, not a curated record. Gene Ontology annotation, biological process: regulation of DNA-templated transcription. Bases 1 to 1578 code for a protein of 525 amino acids. Gene Ontology annotation, molecular function: DNA-binding transcription factor activity, RNA polymerase II-specific; zinc ion binding.
AUGGGCGGCAUACCGUUUCAGUCAACCGGAUGCAAUACAUGCCGGCGCCGAAAGGUUAAGUGCGAUGAAGCCAAACCAGAAUGCUUCCGGUGCGUUAAGAACGGCCAUUUCUGCGCCGGUUAUGGGCGGCCAAGGGUUUUCAUACAUAAAUCCUCCAAUGCAAUGAAGGAUGGAGCGCAAAAGUUCACUCGGCGUCCAAAAGCUCUCCUGGACGGUCCUAGGACUCACCAAGUAGACCAGGCGGGACCCGGAAUUCCUCAGCUGAAUACUAAUGUGGAGGUCCGAUCUCAAUUGUUCCAGUCCUUCAUAGACAGAUACCUACCCCAAUCGCAAUAUAUAUGCGACAGAACGGGGAAGAAUAUUCUCCAAACCCUUCCAGACCUAUCCGGAAGCAGCUUGCUCCUAGACAAAGCGGUCGUUGCUCUCUCCACGGCAUUUUUAGCAAAACAAAAUCAAGAUAGACAUUUACUGCAGAGCAGCACUGAAAUCUACGGGGAUGCCAUUCGGAUGCUACAUGGUAAGAUAAGCUCGGGGAGAACUCUCGGAAACGAUAUCUUGUAUACCACGAUAAUAUUCCAGAUAUACGAAUUAAUCAAUUGCUCCCCUCCUGGGUUUGGUGCGUGGAUUGCCCAUGUUCAAGGGAGUAGUGCGAUCAUCAACCACUGUUCUGGACCAGGUGAUGAAACCGCUGCCUCCAGGCUCUUUCGUCGUCAACUCAAGUUCGUCACUUUGUGCGAUGCGAUUGGAAAACGCAAAGCACCCGAUUUGUACAACCCCUGGCAGGAUAGCUCGUUGCAAGACACAGAUAGUCCUGAGCCCAUAGAUGAGCUUAUUGAUCGGUUGGCGGACUGUUCCGUGUUGAUGGAACAAGUUGACAGCCUUCUCCUGGAGGGGGCUGAAGGCCACGACCAGAUUCAAAACACUGGGCGAGAAUUGUUAUUCUCUUGUUUCUCUUUAGAGGAGACACUUCAUCGAAUCUGUUGCAUGACACAGAAGGAACUCGGGAAACCUUCAGUAUCCCCUGCUCAUAUGACUUGUCGAAAGGAUUUUAGAAGCUCUCUCUUCACCGAAUUAUUGCCCGUACCCUUUCAUUUCCCGUCUCUCACGUGUGCAGAGGCUCACCUAAUAUACUGGACUGCAUUAGUAUUGCUCUAUCCUCUAAUCGACCAAUUACUCGAGGUUCUUGAACUUUCGGCAGACCAUGUCUCUCUGGCUAACUGCUACUCAACUUUUGGCGAGGACGCUAACUCCAGAGUCACGCCGAAUUCUGAAAUCACAGCCGAUUUCACUACACUUGCCGAACACUAUGCUGACCAGGUCUGUCGCUCUGUUAUCUACUGUUUACAGCCGGAUUUGAAAACUUUAGGCGCCCAGUUACUGCUUGCCCCCUUGAGUCAGAGCGCACAGUUCUAUAGCGUACAUGAGUUUGCCGAAAAAUACCGGUGGUGCCAGGGAGUGUUUGUGCUUCUGCCUCAACUAGGUCUUGGUAUCGGAUAUUUUCUGAAGGACAUGGUUUGGCCCAAAUACCGUUUUUCGCAGAGGAGGUGCUUGUCUCCCAAACCAAUAUCGCCUAACUGA